This is a messenger RNA of Hippoglossus stenolepis (Pacific halibut), 4950 nucleotides long. RefSeq names its product calcium binding protein 39, like 1 (gene cab39l1). The transcript has 9 exons. Gene Ontology annotation, biological process: intracellular signal transduction. Bases 426 to 1457 code for a protein of 343 amino acids. Gene Ontology annotation, molecular function: protein serine/threonine kinase activator activity. The record is from RefSeq and is a predicted model, not a curated record. Lineage: Eukaryota; Metazoa; Chordata; Actinopteri; Pleuronectiformes; Pleuronectidae.
CACGGGGCUCUCUGACUACAUGCUCUCGUUAGUUUGCCUGUUUUAUCGCUACAGCUAACUAGGUCACAAGCUAGCUGAAGUUUGCUGAUGAACAUCGCUGCGGGGUUGACAUUUUCUUCUUGCCCCUGACAUCAUUGUUCCACUUAGAAAGUCAGCGUUUUUACUCAACUGGGCUCAUGUUCACUUUGAGAAACGAACCAAACUAAACCCGAGUAAACUAACAGUGGUAGAGUUACUUCAGCGCUUCGCCCUCGAUGUUGACUAGUUUAAAGUUAGCUAAGUCAGCUAGCUGUGUGCGCUGCUAGGCUCUUAACAACUGUUAUUGUGUUUUUUACCUCGGGAGUGUCGAGUUUCAGUCAGACAGUGGAGCUAACCUCACUCUCGCUUUCUUCAGAUUGUUGGGCUCGGUUCACCUCUCUGCAGCCAUGCCUUUUCCCUUUGGUAAGUCUCAGAAGAGUCCCGCAGAAAACGUGAGGAGUUUGAAGGAGAAUGUGGCGUACUUGGAGAAACUGGACCCUGGAGACAGCAAAAAGUGUGAGAAGGUUGCAGAUGAGGUGUCUAAAAGCCUGGCCUCGCUGAAGGAGGUGCUCUGUGGAACAGGUGACAAGGAGCCUCACACUGAAGCUGUGGCUCAGCUCGCACAGGAGCUGUACAACACCGACCUCCUCAUCACCCUCAUUGCCAACCUGCAUAGGAUUGACUUUGAGAGGAAGAAGGAUGUGGUUAAUUUGUUCAGCAAUAUUGUCAGACGUCAGAUUGGCACUCGCACACCCACGGUAGAGUACAUCUCUACACACCCACAGAUCCUCUUCAUGCUUCUUAAAGGAUACGAGAGUGCCGAGGUGGCUCUGAAUUGUGGAAUGAUGCUGAGGGAGUGCCUGCGUCACGAGCCUUUGGCCCGGACGGUUCUCCUCUCUGAAGACUUUUACUGCUUCUUCCAUUACGUCGAUCUCUCCACCUUUGACAUUGCCUCAGACGCUUUCGCCUCAUUCAAGGAUCUCCUCACUAGACACAAGAUUAUGUGCGCAGAUUUUCUGGAGAACCAAUAUGACAGGGUGUUUACAGAGUACGAGAAACUCCUGCAUUCCGAAAACUAUGUCACCAAACGACAGUCUUUGAAGCUCCUCGGGGAACUUCUCCUGGAUCGACACAACUUCACUGUCAUGACAAAGUACAUCAGUCGGGCAGAGAACUUGAAGCUGAUGAUGAACUUGUUAAGAGACAACAGCCGAAACAUCCAGUUUGAAGCGUUCCAUGUCUUCAAGGUAUUCGUUGCAAACCCCAACAAGACUCAGCCCGUGCUGGACAUACUGCUGAAGAACCAGACCAAACUGGUGGAGUUCCUGAGCCACUUCCAGACGGACAGAUCCGAAGACGAGCAGUUCUGCGGCGAGAAGAACUAUCUGAUUAAGCAGAUCCGGGACCUGAAGAGGCCCACAGCGCCGGAGGAAGCAUAAAAAGCUGUGUUGACGACUGCUCGGCCAGGUGGUAGAUUGUAGAGGUAGUGGCUGGAGCUGCAGAGAGGCUGAGUGAGAGACAUGCUUCAUUAAGAUUUAAUAUUAACUACAAAAUAUAGGAAAAAAAGAGUACAGAUUACUUCCUUCACUUUCUGUUUUUUUAGUGUGGAUAUGGAGGUGAUUUCCAUCCAGAUACCUGAGUGGGCCAAGAACUGUUAUUUAAACCAUAGUGUUUUCUCUUUCGUCAUAAUGCAUUUAAUCCGUUUUAGUAUCCUUGGACCUUAAACUGUUGCCCUUCCACAUACACUGUUGCUGGCAGAGACUUUAGAAUGACAGAAACGUCACCCCAUGCACAACCAACAUCAGCUCCGAGGUUUUCUUUAGUCUUUUCAUCUUCAGAAACUUUAUUUUAGAGAUUGAGGUAAAUAUAUUAUUUUUCUAAUGUGUCUUCAUGGUAAACAGUUUCAAACAUAGAGUAACUCUCUUCUCUCUGGACAUUGCUUAGCCUCACUAAUCACAGCGGUUUGAUUUGUUGCCUUAUUGUGAAGCUGUUGUGUUGCACAGGGACCUAAAUUAUCUUUCACAUGUGGAUCAUAUUGGCCAGGUCAACACACAGUGAUUUUUUUUUUCGGGGGGGGUGAGAAUUGUGUAUUUCUUUGGCCUUUGGUCGCAUGUGUAAGGUUGCAAAAGUUUGAAAUGAUCCAGCUGUGCUGUACUUGCCAAUGCGUUAGAUGGAACAGGAAGAGAAAAUCAAAACCAUAGAGGAAUCAAUUUAUUGUGCUGCGUUUUUGUUUUUUUAAAGCUGUGUUCACUGAUGCUUGCAUGACUGAAAUAGAAGCACAGCAUCAGAUUAUGCUGCAGGGUAGUAGACAUCCAUUCAGCGCUAACAUGUACAGCCAGGAUAUACAAAUUGAUCUCACUCAGAGCACUCCAUUUCAUCCUCACAUGCUGAGCACAGAUAGCAAUAACUCAUUUGAAAUAAUGAUGUAAGAAAUAAUUCAUUCAUGUCUCUUGAAACUACUUUCCAUUACGGUAUAAGCACUGCUUAAAACAAGAAAUAAUAUCGCAGAGGCGUUGCAUAUUGGAUGCAUCAUACGUAUGUUACAUUGUAAAUCUAUCAUGUUCAUAUCGGAGCAUGAUAUUUAAAAUUAGUCAACCUGUGAGACUUUGUACUAACUUUGGUUGAAGUUUAUUUUUCUUGAUUAAUUUAACAGAUUUUCUUUGACUAGACGACUGAGUGGACUGUAGGAAAUGGUUUCAUUUAAAAGAAAAAUUUGGCUAAAACGUAAAGUCUCAUAUCUCCCCCGUUAUUCAGUGUAACUCCAUCUCUCCAACCAUUAUCUACACUACUGAUCUCAGCUGUCAUUGAGCGAGAGGCGGGAUACACCCUGGACAGAUCACCAUUGUAUCCUAACCAUUUGCCUCUCUUUUUCCCCCGGUGCGUCAUGUUUGACAUCACAAAGACACUGACAGCUGAGGCGUAUUCACCCAGGAGUCUCGUUUCCAUCAAUGCUGUUUGAAGCCGGAGCUGAUAAAAACCUGUCAACUGCAGAGUCAUUUCACCCGGGAGUGAAAGCUGAUUAUAUCUAUUCUCAUUGCAGGAAAAAGCCUGAUGUAAGUGGCGUUUGUGGGUUUUUAGACCAGUGGAAAGGGGCCUGUAGAGGCAAACAACCAUUCAGGCCCACAUUCACAGCUACAGGCAAUUUUUCUAAUUAAUUAAUCUAAUUCCUAAUCUACAUGUCUUUGGACUGUGGGAGGAGCCGGAGUACCCGGAGAAAACCCACACAAGCGCGGGAAUAACCCGCACAGUCCACACAGAAAGACUCCCGCUGGCCAUCAGGUUCAAACCCAGAAGCUUCUUGCUGUGACCGCUCUAAACACUGCACCAGCGUGUCGCCCCCACUUUAACACCAAAGAGCACAAAAAGAAAAGAGGGUGGCAGAUGCUGAAACACAUACAUAAUUUGAAUUACCAUGUCCUUUUCUGAUAUGAUUGUAAUGACACAUUGACAGAGAAAACACUGUAACAUAACUGUGAUGCAUCGGAGAGCACUUUCCUGUCAGAAGUUACCACAUUGUCGAAAAUAACCACAUGCACUGUUAAAACAUGAAUGAGUUUGUUUUUGGAUGAUGAGCACUGAGGUCCUCACCAGAUCAGUUCUACUUUUUAAAAAGACUCCUUGAUAUAGUUGCCUUACUUCUGCUGUUGUUACUAAAGUGGCAUAUUAGGGAUUUGGAGACGUGUUGUCUGUGCACAGGUUUUCUAGUACAUACCUCAUGGGAUUUGAGUUUGCAAAUGCUGUGUUCUCUGUUCUUUCCUUCCUAGACGGGAUAUUUUAUUUGACAUUUAAAAAAACAACACAACAGUGGGUUGUAUGCAUGCCUAAACUUGAUAUAUAUACAUAUGUGUGUGUGUUAAAACUUGAACAGGGACUGCAACCUGGUUUUCACAAUGGAAAACUAGAUUUUUAAAAAUACUUAAAUAUUUCAUUGGUUGGUGCCACACAAAACGUUAAUUCAUAAUGAAUUGCAGUGUGGUACCUUGUAAUGAAUGUUGCCUUAUUUAAAGACAUGUAAUGGGUCGUAAUGAUCAUGUAAAAUUCCAGAACUCUUCAAUUUGCUUUUGUUUUUUUCAACCCAAAGUCGACAAAAAAAGUACAUUUCAAGUCCCGCAUUUAUGACCAGUUAAUUUCUCAGAUCCACCGAGACACUUUUAAUGCGAUUCUGUGGGUGGAAAUGCAUUUUUCAUAGAAAUUAGUAUGGCUGCACUCAAAAAAGAUUUUCUGCUGUGAUUAAGUUGCUUAUUAAAAACUGCACCAGAGAGUCAGAUCCUUUUCAAGAUUCAGAAAAUAAGUAGAGAAGUGUGAUAUGAUUGUGGUACAUUAUUCAUAAAUACGACUGAAGUCCUGCUCACUGUGCACGGUCAUGUCACCAGUUAAUGAAAGAAAGUUUGAAAGUGUGUUUGAGUUUCUAAUAAUAUCCUGAUUUGAGGCUUUGCUCUGUAAUAAAAUCAAUAUUAUCAGGCUGAUGUUUUACUAAAUUUUCAACAUUAAUACUAAUGGGUGUAGAUAUUCAGUCAAACUUCCUUGAAAUGUGAGUUCAGACGUGCCGUGCACUUUGUGAAGGACGUGCUAUACACAGACAUCCCACCAGAGGGAGCAGUUGGCAACAAUUGGCACAUUGCAUUAAUUGUACAAACAAAGUAUUUCAUGUUUUCUUUAACCCUACCUCUAAUUAUGAGUAUAUAUAAAUCACUGACAAUAUUAUAUAGACAUCAACACAAAUCCCUUAAGAUCAAUAUUAUGUAUUUGAUGAUUUAAAUUUCUCUGUUUAAAAUAUUUGUUGUGCUUUAUUUUAUCCUAUUGCCUUAUUUUCCCCCCUUGUCUUUUUCCACACUCUGGAUAUAUUCUCUUUAUUUACCAUGGGAGUGAAUUAUGUGUACAUAACUUUAUAAAGGGUAAAAUUGUGAAAGCAAUAAACUUUGUGGCAAUUGA